Xyrauchen texanus (razorback sucker) is the source of this 5800-nucleotide messenger RNA. Its product is annotated as zinc finger protein 501-like. Gene Ontology annotation, cellular component: nucleus. Gene Ontology annotation, molecular function: DNA-binding transcription factor activity, RNA polymerase II-specific; RNA polymerase II cis-regulatory region sequence-specific DNA binding. Gene Ontology annotation, biological process: regulation of transcription by RNA polymerase II. The record is from RefSeq and is a predicted model, not a curated record. Lineage: Eukaryota; Metazoa; Chordata; Actinopteri; Cypriniformes; Catostomidae. The coding region runs from base 4 to 1380 and encodes 458 amino acids. The transcript is spliced from 2 exons.
AAGAUGAGAGGAGAAUUCAAAGUAGAGGAACAACAGAAUAAUGAAGAAGGUGAUGAUGAUCAAACCUCCUCAGAGUCUCUGGCUUCUGUCAGUAAUGCUGGAGAACAGCAGAUGCUGCAGACAACAGUGAAGAUUGAAGUGAAGCAGGAGGAGAUAAAAGAAGAAAACACAGCAGAAGAACAACAGGGAGAUGAAAAUGAUUAUAUUUCUUCAGAGAUGAUGGAAGUGAAAGACAAAUGUCAAGAGCUGAAUGAAGUGGAGGACAAACUUCAGUGUCAGAAACAUCAUGAUUUCACUACUGGAGACUACUCAAAGACUAAGAAGAAUUUAUCACCAGAAAAGCAUAAAAGAAGAGCAGCCAAAAAUACUUUCACAUGCUCACAGUGUGGAAAGAUUUUCACAAAUAAAAGCCGGCUUAAUAAACACAGGAAAGUUCAUAUUGGAGAGAAACCUUACACGUGCCAUCAGUGUGGGAAAUGUUUCGCAUAUACGGUUUGUCUCAAAGGUCAUCUCCGCUGUCACUCUGGAGAGAGACCAUUUGAAUGUGAACAGUGUGGUAAAACAUUUGUUUUGAAUUCAAGCCUAAGAAAACAUAUGAAAACUCACACAGAUGAGAAGCCUUACAAGUGUUCUUUUUGUGGAAACUGUUUUGCACACCUGUCCUAUUUGAAAACGCACCAGAAAAUACAUACCGGUGUGGGGGUUCAUAUGUGCUUUGAAUGUGGUAAGACCUUUAUUACAGCUGGCAGUGUGAAACAGCACCAAAGAAUUCAUGCUGGACAAAAACCUUACAAGUGCUCACACUGUGGAAAGAGUUUCACUCACUUACAACACCUGGAAACACACGAGAGAAUUCAUACUGGACAAAAACCUUACAAGUGUUCACACUGUGAAAAGAGUUUCACACAGUCACAACACCUGAAAACACAUGAGAGAAUUCAUACUGGAGAAAAACCUUACAAGUGCUCACACUGUGAAAAGAGUUUCACUCACUCACAUAACCUGGAAACUCACGAGAGAAUCCAUACUGGAGAAAAACCUUACAAGUGCUCACACUGUGAAAAGAGUUUCACUCACUCACAUAACCUGAAAACACACGAGAGAAUUCAUACUGGAGAAAAACCUUACAAGUGCUCACACUGUGAAAAGCGUUUCACUCAGUCACAUCACCUGAAAAUACAUGAGAGAAUCCAUACUGGAGAAAAACCUUACAAGUGCUCGCACUGUAAGAAGAGUUUCACUCAUUCACAGAACCUGAGAAAACACGAGAGAAUUCAUGCUGGAGAAAAACCUUACAAGUGCUCACACUGUGAAAAGAGUUUCACUCAGUCACAUCACCUAAAAACACAUGAGAGAAUUCAUACUGGAGAAAAACAUUAAAGCGCUCACACUGUGAAAAGAGUUUCACUCAGUCCUAAGACCUGGAAAUACAAUGGAGAAAAACCUUACAAGUGCUCACACUGUGAAAAGAGUUUCACUCACUCACAAAACCUGAAAAAGCAUGAGAAAAUCCAUACUGGAGAGAAAUCAUACCACUGCUCUUCAUGUUGGAAAAGUUUCAGGGCAGCACGUAAUCUACAUAGACAUGUAAAAAGAAUUGCCCAAGUAGCAAAUAUCAUCUUCAGGUCCAACAAGAUUAAGUAAAUGGUUGGAAAGAUGAACCCAAAGAUGGAAUUUUUCUAGUGAUAUUUUGUUUGUAAACGAAUCAGUCUUUUUAAACCAAUCUUUUAAGUGAACUAAUCAUUCUUGUUUACCUCAAAACACUGACUUGGACUUCAUGGUCAUUGACUUCACUCCCUUUUGAAGCCAAUGAGCUCUAGUUUGAUGCACGAGAAUGGUUUGGUGAUUUUUCAUACCUGUAAAGACUGACUAUAUUGCAAGCAAAUAGGAUUCGAGUGCGGGAGCAAUUAUUGGUUUCAUCAGCUGAACGAAUACACCACUGAAUCAGUUGUGUCGGUUGUUUGAGUCUGAUUGAAAUACAGUAUGUAUUCUUUGUAUUGAACCAAGUCAGUGUGUGACAUUUUGAUCUUCUAUUGGUCACACAUCCUCUCAUCAUGCUGAUUCUCAGCUCAGAGUUUACCAAACAUAAACUUUCGAUACGUAGCGUAGUAUGAAAUUUCUUCGAUGAGGUGUGCCAUUAUUGAUUGAGUACAUGUAAAAUCAGUGUUCAAAAUGAUAAAUUUGCCUUACCCAGAUUUGUUUCGGGAUACUUAAGUGUAACCCCUGUUCCCUGAAAAAGCAGAACGAGAUGCUGCGCUGAUUUAGCGCUUUGGGAACAUAUUUAGGAGUGACCAGCUGUGAAUAUGUGUGCAACACGUCAAUUAAAUUUACUACAAUUUAUAGCCUAUUGUCUGCUUGGUGGGGCCGCUCCCUUGUUACGGCCCCCAUGACAAACGUAUAGUUGCCCUGACUUACGCCACUGGCUAGUGCGGUGGACAUAAGCCUGAAGGGCAAGGACUGGACACAGCCGUGAAGUCUUUCCUGAUCCGGCAUUGUAAACGGCGGAGAACAGAAGGCUUCAAGAGUGACCGAAUGUACGGCCGAGAAAGGAAGCUUAGGCAGGUAGUCAGGAUGAGGGUGCAAUAUUGCUUUAGCAAUUCCUGGGGCAAAAUCUAAGCAGGAUGGCAAGACAGACAGAGCCUGCAAAUCCCCAAUUCUUUUUAGAGAAGUAAUCGCCAUAAGAAAAACCAUCUUGAGAGUCAGAAGUUUAUCAGACGCUAACUCUAGAGGUUCAAAGGGGGUCUCAACUAGACCUUCAAGGACUAUUGCUAAGUCCCAUGAAGAGAUCCUGGUCCUAGCAGGAGGUCUUAAUCGCAUGGCUCCUCGAAUGUAGCGAGCGUGCAGAAGAUUUUUCCCCAAUGGCAUCCCGUCAGUCAAGGCACGGCAAGCUGUCAGAGCGGCCACAUAAACCCUGAGAGUGGCGGGGCAUGUGCCUGCUGAUAAUUUUUCCUGCAGAAAGUCCAGAACUGAAGCAAUCUGUCAGUUAACUGGAUCUGCGUUAUGUGCACUGCACCAUUUUUCAAAGACACCCCAUUUAUUGGCAUAACUUCAAGUAGAGGAAGCCCUAGCAUUUAGAAUGGUCUCGAUAACUUCAGGUGAAAGCCCAGUGUCCCUCAGUUGGUACCCUUGAGGUGCCAAACAUGAAGGUUCCACAACUCGGCUGGGGAUUAAAUAUUGUCCCCUGCGCCUGAGACAGAAGAUCCCUCCUGUCCGUAAUCGCCCAAGGCGAACCGUGGAGGAGAGACAUUAUCUCCGAGAACCAUACCCUGUUCGGCCAACGCGGCGCAUUAGUAAGAGGCAGGACCCUUGCUGGCGAACUCUGGCCAAGACUUCCGGGAGCAGAGAAACCGGAGGAAACACAUACAGGCGCAUUCUGGCCCAUGUAUUUCCCAUCGUGUCCAGACCCAGGGGGGCUGGGCGACUCAGAGAGAAGUAGAGGGGACAUUGCGCUGUUUGUUGGGAGGCGAAGAGGUCCACUUCUGCUCUGUAAAAUCUCAACCAGAUUUGUUCCACUACCUCGGGGUGGAGUUUCCACUCCCCCGCCGGUAUUUUCUGUCUGGACAGUAAAUCUGCUCCCACAUUCAGGCAUACAGGGAUAUAAACUGCUCUGAUUGACAGGAGCUUGCCCUGGGCCCAAAGGAGAAUCUGCCGUGCCAGUCUGUUCAGCUGGUGUGACCGUAGACCUCCUUGAUGGUUUAUUUAAGAGACUACCGCUGUGUUGUCCACCCGCACCAAGACAUGGCAGCCUCUCAGAUACUGGAGGAAGUACUUCAGGGCCAGAAAUACAGCCAUCAACUCAAGACAGUUGAUGUGCCAAUCGAGCUGACGACCCUCCCAUUCCCCUUGAGCUGGACGAUCACUUAAGACCGCUCCCCAGCCCGUCAGGGAGGCGUCUGUCAUUAGUAGCUUGCUACUGAAAGACGCACCUAACAAGGGACCCAAAGUGAGGAACUGGGGUCUGAACCACAUAGAAAGGGUACGUAGCGUGCCGCGCGUAAACCUUAUCCGCCUUAGGGGACUGGCCCUUGGAUGAAAUCCCCUGACUUUGAGCCACAACUGAAACGGUCUCAUGUGCAAAAGGCCCAAAGGGAUCACAGAGGAUGCAGAUACCAUGAGACCUAUUAUUCGUUGAUACUGACGAACAGUGCAACCUUGUCCUAGCCUGACUUUGCUCAGGGUGUUUUGAAUGGACUCGAUUCAAGCGGGAGUAGUGUUGUCAAAAGUACCGACUUCGGUACCAAGUCGGUAAUGAAAUGUAAAAAAUUUGAUGCUUUGAGCGCUGUUGAUCGGAAUCGUAAACACCUCUGAUUGGCCAUUGUGUUCACGCGCUCAUCAGAUAUGUCUGUGAUUGGCUACAAUGAUCAACGCACGGGAGUGUUUGAGAGUACACGGAAGUGUUUGCAAGUUUUUUUUUAAACGGGAGUGGGAGCUUUUGAAAGCACAAGCAGCCGUCUAUCAGCGGACCGGUCCUGCUUUCAAACGCUCCCGUGUAUAUCUGUGCAAGCGCUCGGUGAAGAGCGUCAUUGAUGUAUAUUUACAACAUGUUUUUGAAGCGCUGAUCAUUUUAGCCAAUCUCUGAGUAAUUUUUUCUAUAAAUUCUAGUCAAUUUCAUUGAUGUGUUGCACACAUAUUCACAGCUGGUCACUCCUAAAGACGUUCCCAAAGCGCUAAAUCAGCGCAGCAUCAAAGUGUAGCUUUUGAUAGGGAACACUACAGUAAGCCUACAAAAAGUUUUAUUUUAUGGGGUGGCUGUGGCUCAGGUGAUAGUGCAGGUUGUUCACUAAUCGCUGGGUUGGUGGUUCGAUUCCCAGCCCACACGACACCACAUGCCGAAGUGUCCUUGGUCAAGAAACUGAACCCCAAGUUGCUCCCAAUGGCAGGCUAGUGCCUUGCAUGGCAGCUCUGCCGUCAUUGGUGUGUGAGUGUGUGUGCGAAUGGGUGAAUGAGACGCAGUGUAAAGCGCUUUGAAUACCGUUAAAGUUAAAAAGGUGCUAUAUAAGUGCAGUUUUGCUGUCGGGUCGGAUUUGGAAUGAAAUCGUUGGCUUAUGUCAGUCAUCCUUGCGUCUUAACGUCAUAUCCGUCAACCCAGAAAGGAAGUACAGGUUGUCACGUGUUCUGGCGGGGAAAGUGAUGCUGUUCAGUCACAGUUAAGGACAGGAUCCCAGGUGGGGUGUUAAUCUGUUAACUGUUUUGCAUAGUUUAUUACUUGCUAAAAUGCUUGGAUGUAUUUUCUGGUAGGGCGUUUGAAGUUUAUAUUGCUUUUCAUGCUUUUAUAAAUUGAACAUUACUCAUGUGUUUACUGCUUCUGAUGUAUCUACAUUUACCAGGGAAAAUUCCUGUAACCUGUUUACUGACAUUCAUGGCUCCUGAUAAUUUUAUAAUAUUGGUGUUGUUUUGAGGUUACUUACGUAUGUGUGUGCCACUGUUUUCUCAUUUAAUUUACCCCAGUCACAUAAAUGCUCAAGUUAACAAUUUCCUUUGUCCUUUUAGCAGAUAGUUUGUUAAAAAGCCACUAAAAGUUAAGUUUAAACAUGGUUGUUCCCCAUGAAAUGUAUAAAAAUCUCAAGUUGUAUAUAAUGUACCAAUUUUAUAGCAUAGCAAUGUACAUAUUCAUUUGUUUAGUGUUACCAUGAAACUAUUAUAUUGCGCAUUUCUGCAUAUUAUUUUAAUGUUUAAUUAAGUAUAUUUCGUCCCCAUCAUUAUUGAAUCCUCAUUUUAUGUUAGUUUUUAGUUUUAUUGUGUGCAGUGCAUAGAUGUACUAUUGUAGUAUUAUGGUUCACUUGCAUUAUUGUCUGAUGAU